CUGCUGCCUCCCCCUCUCUCCGCCACUAAACAGACGCACAGAAAGCCUCUCGGUUCACAGAGGCKGUCACAGAGCUGAGAGGGAGUCCACAACUUGUCCUCAUUUGUCUGCAAACACCGGCUGUUUUAAAACGCGGAACAAUUAGAUUUAAAUCUUAACGUCAAAGAGCAGCGCGCGGAAUGGAACCCCAGGAGAAGUUCUUUUAUCCGGAGCUGUGAGGAAGAAAGCCAUGUCUGCAGGUGUCAGUGGAUGAGGUGGAUUCUUCUCCACCGACCAUCAUGGAUGUCAACCCCCUCUGCUGGCCUCUCCCCUGUGCCAAAAUGCCAACUUGUUGUGUCUGAGCAGUGACACCUUGGCUACACACGCUGUGGACAUGAUGACCCAGAUGGACUACAAGUACAGCCUUCUGGGCUCUACCGUGGAGGACUACCACAAGAGGCCACUGCUCCUGCAGGUGGACAACACACCUAUGAAUGUAUUUGCAGUUCUGCAAGUGAAACGGGAGCUACCGAAGCGCUGGAACAGCGUGGGYUGCAAGAUCCGCCUCUAUGGCUUCCUGUUCGGCCUGGCCAUCACGUUCUUCAUCAUGGCAUCGUACGUUUUGACCGGGGACAAAAAGGGCCUCGUCCUCACCCCGUCCCCUUACCACUUCAGCAGCCUGGUGAGCCCAGGACCUUUUGCCUUCAACCUUUCCUCGGCGAAGGACUACGCACACAUCAAACUGGUGGUCAAGUCCAUUACAUCCAAGGUGGAGUUUGGCAGCAGUCGACAGAUUCCGGAUCUGAAAGCACUAGUUAAAAGUGAUCCACAUAUGUUUUCUGUCGUUCCUCAYCAAUUCCUGCCCGGUGUAAGGAACCCCUGCUGGUACGAGGAAUACACCGGGAACGUCACCUCGGAUCCGUACAGUACUAAUUUGUACGGGCGAUACUCACGACGCUUCCGGACCGUUUUUCAGCACCUGAGGAACACGUUCCGCGACCACUUGACACAUCGCAGCAGGAGACUCUACCGCAUGCGGUGCCUUCCCUACUUCUAUAUUAUUGGUCAACCAAAGUGUGGCACGACGGACCUGUACGACAGACUGAGGUUGCACCCCGAUGUCAGGUUCACCACUUUCAAAGAACCGCACUGGUGGACCCGAAAGAGGUUUGGCAUCAUUCGUCUCAGCGAGGGCUUCCAUGAUCGAUACCCGGUGGAAGACUACCUUGACUUGUUCGAUCAGGCUGCUUAUCAGAUCCAGGGCAAUCUGACAGCAAAUACCAAGGGGUCCCUCAGCCACCCAAACAUCAUCAUAGGAGAAGCCAGCGCCUCCACCAUGUGGGACAACAACGCCUGGGUGUAUUUCUAUGACAACACCACGGAGGGAGAACCUCCCUUCCUCAUCCAGGACUUCAUCCAUGCUCUGCAGCCCGAUGCCCGCUUCAUCGUCAUGCUCAGGGAUCCGGUGGAAAGGCUUUACUCUGACUACCUUUACUUCGGUAUCGCCAAUAAAUCUGCAGAGGAUUUCCACGAGAAGGUGUCCGAAUCGCUGCAGCUAUUUGAGGGGUGCCUUACGGAGUACACAAUGCGUUCCUGUGUGUACAACACAACCGUCAACAACGCCAUGCCAGUGA
Messenger RNA from Austrofundulus limnaeus, 1613 nucleotides. RefSeq names its product carbohydrate sulfotransferase 15 (gene chst15b). Gene Ontology annotation, molecular function: N-acetylgalactosamine 4-sulfate 6-O-sulfotransferase activity. The record is from RefSeq and is a predicted model, not a curated record. NCBI's taxonomy places the organism in Eukaryota, Metazoa, Chordata, Actinopteri, Cyprinodontiformes, Rivulidae. Gene Ontology annotation, biological process: hexose biosynthetic process.